AUGAAGCUCUUGUCUAUUUGGGCUUUAGCAGCGCUGGCGGCUCAGGCUGCUGGUGCUGCUAUUAGCCAUAAGCUGAAUGGGCUUACUAUUACCGAGCAUCCAGAUCCCGUUAAACGGGCUCUAUUGCAGAAAUAUGUCACCUGGGAUGACAAGUCUCUUUUCAUCAAUGGCGAGCGACUGAUGCUCUUCAGUGGAGAAUUUCAUCCCUUCCGUCUGCCUGUUCCAAGUCUGUGGGUUGAUGUCUUCCAGAAGGUCAAGGCUCUCGGAUUCAAUUGCGUCUCUUUCUAUAUCGAUUGGGCUCUGUUAGAGGGUAAGCCUGGCCACUACCGUGCCGACGGCAUUUUUGACCUCGAAAAAUUCUUCGAUGCCGCCUCGGAAGCCGGCAUUUAUCUUUUGGCUCGUCCUGGUCCUUAUAUCAAUGCUGAGGCCUCUGGCGGUGGUUUCCCUGGCUGGCUGCAGCGUGUCAAUGGCACUCUACGAACAAGUUCUACGGCGUACUUGAGCGCAACCGACAAUUACGUUGCAAAUGCUGCUGCGACGAUUGCCAAGGGCCAGAUUACCAAUGGCGGACCUAUCAUUCUGUAUCAGCCCGAGAAUGAGUAUUCGGGGGCUUGCUGUGGAGUCGAUAAUUUCCCCGAUGGGGAUUACAUGCAAUAUGUUGAGGAUCAAGCCCGCAAUGCAGGCGUCAUUGUUCCCAUGAUAAGCAAUGAUGCCUGGGCCGGGGGGCACGAUGCCCCCGGAACCGGCGCAGGAGCAGUCGAUAUUUAUGGUCAUGAUAGCUACCCUCUUGGCUUCGACUGUGCCAGCCCCUACACUUGGCCCAGUGGUGACCUGCCGACUGACUUCUACACGUCGCACAUGGAACAAAGUCCCAACACUCCAUACUCUAUUGUUGAGUUCCAAGGCGGAGCAUUUGAUCCCUGGGGAGGCAACGGAUUCCUGGCUUGUUCGGAGCUCCUAAACUACCAGUUCGAGAGGGUCUUCUUCAAGAACAACUUUAGUUUCCGUGUUGCCUUUUUGAAUCUCUACAUGAUAUUUGGUGGCACUAACUGGGGUAACCUUGGUCACCCUGGUGGCUACACAUCCUACGACUAUGGAUCUGCCAUCACCGAGUCUCGCAACAUCACUCGCCAAAAGUAUAGUGAACUCAAGCUGAUCGGCAACUUCCAGAAGGUGUCUCCAUCGUACCUCUUGACAGAGCCUGGCACCCUGAGCACUUCGGCCUACUCGACUAGUUCCGAUAUUGCAGUCACCCCUCUUAUUGGAAGUAAUGGCUCGGCUACCUCUUUCUUUGUCGUUCGACACUCCGAUUACUCUAGCCAAUCAUCUGUGGACUACAAGCUCAAGGUCCCUACUAGUGCUGGUAACCUUACUAUUCCCCAGCUUAGCGGAAGCCUGACUCUUGGCAACCGUGACUCGAAGAUCCAUGUUGUGGACUACGAUGUGGCAGGAACCAACAUCCUCUACUCGACUGCUGAGGUUUUCACCUGGAAAAAGGUUCCGAAUGGGAAGGUCCUCGUUCUCUACGGUGAUGUUGGCGAGCACCAUGAGCUUGCCGUCUCUGGUGCAUCAAGUGCUACCGUUGUGGAGGGGUCAUCGUCGGGAAUCACUUCCAAGAAAGUGGGCAAGGCAAUUGUCAUUGGAUGGGACGUAUCAGAGACUCGUCGCAUCGUCAAGAUUGGGGACCUGAAGGUCUUGCUUCUGGACCGAUACGAUGCCUACAAUUACUGGGUCCCACAGGUUCCCUCCUCGGGUCAGAAUCCUGGCUACAGCACCCAGGCGACCAUUGCCUCGUCUAUCAUUGUCAAUGCGGGCUACCUCGUGCGGACCGCAUACCUAUCAGGAAGCGAGCUGCACCUCGCCGCUGACUUUAACGCUACCACUGCCGUUGAGGUGAUUGGUGCGCCAUCCAAGGCCAAGACCCUUUACAUCAACGGUCAGAAAGCCAAGACCACGGUGGACAAGAAUGGCAUCUGGUCAACUAGUGUCAGAUACACCGCACCAAAGGUCAAUCUCCCGACACUGAAGAGCCUGAAGUGGAAAUCUAUCGACACUCUUCCCGAAAUUCAAAGCACUUACGAUGACUCUGCGUGGGUCAAGGCUGACCAUCCCUACACCAAUAACAGCGUCUUCCCAAUCACAACACCGACUUCUCUGUAUUCGUCCGACUACGGCUUCCACACCGGGUAUCUCAUCUACCGUGGCCACUUCGUUGCUACUGGUGAAGAGUCUUCGUUCUCAGUGCACCUACAGGGAGGCACCGCAUUCGGUGGCUCCGUGUGGAUCAACGACGCCUUUGUGGACUCCUGGGACGGAAACAGCAUUUCAGCGGUGUACAAUACCACUCUCACCCUUCCCACAUUGAAAGCUGGCAAGGCAUACGUCCUCACCAUCGUGAUUGACAACAUGGGCCUGGACGAGGAUUGGACCGUAGGCAGUGAGGAGAUGAAGGAUCCUCGCGGUAUCCUCGAUUACACCCUCACCGGCCGAUCCGACGACGCCAUCACCUGGAAGCUGACCGGUAACCUUGGCGGCGAAGACUACCGAGACCUAGUUCGUGGUCCUCUUAACGAAGGUGGACUUUACGCUGAGCGUCAAGGCUACCACCAGCCUUCCCCUCCAAGUCAGAAGUGGGAAUCCAGCAGCCCAUACACGGGUUUCUCGAAGCCCGGUAUUCGGUUCUAUAGUACAAGCUUCGAUCUCAACCUCCCACAAGGUUAUGAUAUCCCGCUGUAUUUCAACUUUAAGAACUCGACGUCGCCGCCCCCUGCUUAUCGUGUUCAACUGUAUGUCAACGGCUACCAGUAUGCUAAGUAUGUCAACAACAUUGGCCCGCAGACCAGUUUCCCUGUGCCUGAGGGCAUUCUCAACUACCGUGGUACCAACUGGCUAGGUUUGACUCUUUGGGGACUUGGUGAGGAUGGUGCUAGUCUGGAUGACUUUGAGUUGGUUUCUACCCACCCCGUGCUCACUUCCAUGAGUAAAGUUGAAUCGGUAGACCAACCUAAGUGGAAAAAGAGAGCUGGCGCAUAUUAA
Penicillium longicatenatum is the source of this 3036-nucleotide messenger RNA. RefSeq names its product glycoside hydrolase family 35 protein. Gene Ontology annotation, molecular function: beta-galactosidase activity. The record is from RefSeq and is a predicted model, not a curated record. Gene Ontology annotation, biological process: carbohydrate metabolic process. NCBI's taxonomy places the organism in Eukaryota, Fungi, Ascomycota, Eurotiomycetes, Eurotiales, Aspergillaceae. Gene Ontology annotation, cellular component: vacuole. The transcript is spliced from 7 exons. Bases 1 to 3036 code for a protein of 1011 amino acids.